Pseudomassariella vexata is the source of this 1796-nucleotide messenger RNA. RefSeq names its product CwfJ C-terminus 2-domain-containing protein-like protein. The coding region runs from base 108 to 1775 and encodes 555 amino acids. Gene Ontology annotation, molecular function: RNA lariat debranching enzyme activator activity. The record is from RefSeq and is a predicted model, not a curated record. Gene Ontology annotation, cellular component: post-mRNA release spliceosomal complex. Gene Ontology annotation, biological process: mRNA splicing, via spliceosome. The transcript has 3 exons. NCBI's taxonomy places the organism in Eukaryota, Fungi, Ascomycota, Sordariomycetes, Amphisphaeriales, Pseudomassariaceae.
CAUUCGCACUUGCAGCCUACAGGAGCUACCAAGGUCCUAUCGCGAGUCAACACAGCCCUGAGAGAGCUUCUUUCAAGUCGCUUUCGCCUGCGCAAACGCCCCUCACAAUGGCAGCCAAAGUGAUCGUACUCGGAAGCGUUAAUGGCAAGCUUGCGCCAGCUUUCCAGAAACUCGGCACGCUUCAUUCCAAGAACAAGUUCUCCUUUGCCAUUGUCACCGGCGACCUUUUCGGCAACGACGACGACGACGAGAGCAUUACGCAGCUUCUGAAUGGCCACAUCAAGGUGCCGCUCUCGACUUACUUCACUGUAGGCACAGCGCCACUGCCACCGCGAAUCGUUGAGCGACUCGAGACAAGUCCAGACGAGGACCUCUGCGAAAACCUCCAUUUCCUCGGAAAGAGAAGCAUAACCACGACCUCCGACGGAAUCCGAAUUGUUGCGCUGGGGGGCAAUCUCGAUACAUCUAUCGUGGGUGGGCAGUCCAAGGAGCAGCUCCUUCCGUACCACACCACUAGCGAUGCCACGUCCUUGCGCGGCGCAAACAAGACUGACAUCCUUCUCACAUCGAUCUGGCCUGCUGGGGUUUGGGAGAAAUCAAUCACUACCUUGACUCCCGAAAACCAAGCUGCGGUGUCGAGCACCAAGGAAAUCGCAGACUUGUGUGCGGCGAUCAAACCCCGAUAUCACUUCUCCUCCUCCCCAGUUGGGUUCUUCUACGAGCGCGAGCCAUUUUUCUACUCUUCUGCCGUAGACGAGACAUCAACCGACAAGCAAGUCACUCGCUUCAUCUCCAUGGCGCCUUUUGGCAACCCGGCUAAAGCGAAAGCCAUGUAUGCCUUCAAUGUGCAAGCUGGAGAGACCGCUUCCACAAUCCCACACGGCAGUACAAUGUCGCCAUUCAUCGUGAAAUCAGGCAUCAAACGAGGUUCUGAGACAGUCACUAAUGAAGGCGGCUACAGCCGGUUUGGCAAUGGUACCAAUCAUCAUGACGGCCGACAUAGCAAGCGUCGGCAUCACUUACCACCUACUGGUCCCAGCCAAUGCUUCUUCUGCUUGGCGAAUGCGAACCUAGAAACGCACAUGGUGGAAUCGAUUGGCGAUAGUUCAUACGUGGCUGCCGCCAAGGGGCCUUUGCCAAGCUCUAAUUUCUUCGCUGAAAAUGGCCUUAACUUCCCAUGCCAUCAGCUCAUCAUAUCUUUCGCCCACAAUGCGACGAUUAGAGAGAUUGCCCUCGACCCAGAAGCAGAGGAUCCAAACGAAGGACUGAAGACGUAUAAGGAGAUGGCGCGUUUUCGCGAGACCAUGCAAGCCAUGGUUGCAAAAAAGUCGAAGUUUAAGCUUGGUGCUGUGACUUGGGAAAUCAGUCGCGCUAACAACAUUCACCUCCACUGGCAGUUUCUUCCUGUUCCCAUCGAUCUAGUUCGGAGAGGGCUUGUUGAAGCAGGUUUUAAGGUUGAAGCAGAGAACAGGCGCUAUCCGGCAUUCCAAACACAGGAGCUAGAUUCUGCGAUCGACCAUGUGGGCGACUUUCUGCGCGUGUGGAUCUGGUCCGACGACGGAGACACUGGCAUUCAAGGAAAGGAGCUGGUCCUGCACAUCGACGAUAGCUCCCGCUUUGAUCUGCAAUUCCCUCGCAAGGUGCUAGCCAAGCUACUGCAGUUGGAUAACAGAUUCCGCUGGCAGGAUGUCGUCCAGUCGACCCAGGAGGAAACUGAGUCUGCUAAUCAGUUCAAGGAGGCGUUCAAGCCAUGGGACUUCACUCGUGAGACGUAGUGACUAACGUCAUGAUGCAGG